UUGGUCUCAGGUUUCUUCCAGUGCACCAACAAGCUAUUUCUGAAUGAUCAGACCACCGGACUUCAGAUCAAAGAGUUUGCCCGUAAAAACGCAGCCAAUGCUCUGUCGAUGGCCAACAUGGUCAUGGGCAUGGCCUCCAUUCUGAGCAGUCUGAGCGGGCACCAUCACGCUGCAUGUUGGCUGGUUCUGAUUGGCUACCUGCUAGAUUUGGCAGACGGAGCAGUUGCCAGGCGACUCAAUGCCUGCUCUGCCCUGGGUGCCAAACUAGACGAUUUCGCCGAUUUCACCACCUUUGGGAUCGCCACCUCGCUGCUGCUGAGAACGUCCGACCUGGUGGACAACGUCCUGUGCAUGUGCUACGUCCUCUCCGUCUUCGUCCGUCUGUGCUUCUUCUCCAGCGGUAUCCCGUUCAUGUACCGCGGCCUGCCCUGCAUCUACUCCUCGGCCAUCCUGGCCAGCGCCUCCCUGCUGUCGGGGGGGAACAUGGCCAUGCUGCGGGUCAUCGCCGUGGCCAUGAUCCUCUUCAUGAUCAGUCAGAACUUCUACCCCCACGACAGAGUGCUGGAGUCCCAAGCCUGGAAGAAAGUAGUGUAUGCUGGAGGAAUCGCCAUGGUGUUCUGCUCCUCCUUUCCCCCUGCAUGCGUGUACUAUCUGCUGUGGUCUGUCUCCUACAUUUUGUUCCCGACGUCCCUUUGGAGCAGUAAGGUGUAA
Menidia menidia (Atlantic silverside) is the source of this 711-nucleotide messenger RNA. The record is from the annotation of a GenBank genome assembly. NCBI's taxonomy places the organism in Eukaryota, Metazoa, Chordata, Actinopteri, Atheriniformes, Atherinopsidae.